AAACUAUGGCAACAAUAAACACAACACAUUUGACAAACACUAACACUUACACAUUUACACAAAUCCUUCAAAAUAUUAACAAUGACACCCUUGCUCUCUUAAAGUGUUAAAAUACAUUUCAAAUUCAAUAUGGAGAAGAAAGGGGAUGAUUUGUGUCAAAGAAAAACUGGUAGAUCACAUUUGUUGAACAGAAGGAGCAAUCUUCAAUCUACACAGAGUCAACGGUCAACGGGUUCAAGGGUAUUGUUCCCUUAUGGAACGGAAAACUCAAUCAACUCUUCCAUCCUUGAUGGGCUCACGUCCAUUCAGAGCUAUGCAUCCCAGCCAUCGACAUCUAAAUCACCAUCGCACAUUCCUGUUUAUUCCAACUCAAGCCGCAGCACCAACAGUGGAAUCGGCGACCGAAAAGAGUCAAACGAAAGAUGUGAAUUAGGCUCUUCUAAGCACACAUUAUCUUCCCUACCAAUCGGACAUUCAUCAUUGUCUUCAUUAGAAAAUAAAAAACAGAUGAAUGAUGAACCAAUGACUGAAGUUUGCCCAAAAGCAGCAGAAACGAUCGAUGGGACAAGAAAAGAACUGAAAGAGUUAAAACAAAUCAUACUAUCACACAAUAACAUAAACCACUGUCGGAUGCAAGAACUAAUAUCUCUAAUGGAAGUGGUCGUCCAAAAGGCUCAUGAAGUGCAUAGUUCUAACGUUAAGCUGAAGGAACAGUCAAUAAUCCCGUUGAAUGCUGGAAAGGAUUUGGACAGUCAUCAAGAUUCUAUUGUAAUGAUCGAGCAACAAUCUAUGAAACCCUUGGCUGAAAAACUAUUGAAGGAACAUGAAGAAGCUCAAAAGAAGUUAAAACACACCCUCAGACUUGUACAAUCUCCUCCCCUUUACUCCUGCGAUGAAUCGGUAAACUCAAGUGAAAUGGAUUGUGACAUUCUGACUUACAAUAAUAGCAAUUGUGAUGAUAAUUUUGAUAAUAUGUCGGAUAAUGAUAUGAAUGAACAAUUGCAAGAUUCAUACAGUUCUACCUGUACAGACGAUCAGCAAUUUUCAAGAGAACACCCAAAUUACAUAAAUAACCAGGUAGAGGUUGUGAGCAUGUAUUCCAUAUGCGAUCGGCCAUCGAAUGUUGGGAUGAGUGAUCAGCAAGUAGUUGUAAAUGAUUCUGCCCGUAAUAAGACAAACAAGAUGGGCAAAAAUAAAGUAUACAAUGAUUUCUUGGCAUACAAAACAGGCUUACAACAAGAAUCUAAGAAAGAAAAAAGAAUAAAUAAACCAACAGCAGGUCGUAAGACCGAACAACAACAGCAGGUCAUGGACGAAUCGCAGAAAGUAAUAACCAUGGGUGAUAAAAUGUCUUCAGGACGAAUGCCUAGAGCAGUGCCUCAGAAACGUGCUAUUGGAGUGAGAGACGGAAAAAGUCAGAAACAGAAAAAAGGUUGCGACUCACCACCAUCAUCUCCUAGAGGCAUGAAACAAGCUCCUGUGAAGCAGUCUAAAGGGAAAAAUAAGCCAACUAACGUUGACCAAACGAUUUUACCACAACUGCCAACAAUAUGCGAGGAUGGCCAAGAAAUGUAUUACGACCAACAGGCCAUAUACGCAAACAAUUUACCUUCACAACAGAUGAUGUUCAGGGGUGGAAAACAAAAAGCUAGAAAAGACUUACCUGCACAGCAGAUGAUGUUUACUGAUGGACAAAAAAUUCAAACCGACAUGUCUUCGCAACAGAUGAUUUUUGUUGGUCAUAAAGUACAGAGUGAGCCUAUAUGUCCUGAAACGAAACGGAGGCCUUCUAGAAAUAUAACGAAGAUAACUUCCAAAUCGAUGUCUUCGCAACAGAUGAUUUUUGUUGAUCAGAAAGUACAGAGUGAGAAACCGAAACCACCUCUACCUGGAAAGCCGAAGGCAGUGCCACCUCCUCCUAAGGUAAAAGAACCAAGAUCAUGUUCUCCUGCAAUUAAAGAAACGGUACAAAAACCAAGAUCAUGCUCACCAAAAAUAAAAGAAAUGACACCACAACCACGAGUGUGUUCACCUUCAAUAAAAGAAUCGGUACAUUCACCACGGCUAUCUCCACCUAAAUUCCAAGAACCAAAGGCUUCAUCAGGCCAGCAGUUGAUAUCAAUAAAAUCGGAAUAUAAACCACGAUCACCUUCUCCAGCAGUGAGGACUGAGGUGGGCACUUCAAACCAGUUUAUAUCAGUACCGGGAAUUGGACGUCGGUCGCGUUCGCCUUCAGUAAAACAACCGGGUUUUGCUUCAAACCAGUUCAUAACGAUGAAACCGUUCCCUCCAAAGUUAGCAGUUGGCAAGAAUGGAAAACAAAAAAUUCCAAAUGACUCUUCUUCACAGCAGAAGAUUUUUACACCACGAAAUGAUAAUUCACAGCAGUUGGUGUUAACUGGAGGACAACAAAAAAUUCAAAAUGAUUUAUCACAGCAGAUGAUUUUCAGAGGUGGACAACAAAUUCGAAGUGGCGCACGAUCACCACAUUCCUCUUCACCCAAAAGGAAAGAGCAGGCAAGGAGCCAGCGAGUUUCACCAGAAAAAUAUGACACUGCACAUGGACAAAAUCAAACGAUAAACGUGGAACCGGUGACAUCACCAUCAAGUCAGCGUCUAUUGAGAGAUUCGGUGGCUUCUCUAGUAGAAAGCCAGCGGCAUGUAGUAGGAUCGAUAACAAAUAUGGAGUCAAGUCAACGAGUGAUGUCAGAUCCGUUGGCAUUUAUUCGUGGUCAUUCUCCACAUUUUGGAUCGAUUUCAUCUGUGACAAGCCCUCACCUCAGGGACGAUUCACUGUCUCAGCUGUCAUUUCUAAAUGAAUUACUUGAUCCAAAGAUGUCAAGUCAAUUUGUUACAACAGAUUUGCCGACUCAUAGGUCAGAUCAAAGAGUGAUCUCAAAGAGAGAAUCAUUUGGGUCAAGUCAGUUCGUUACGACAGAUUCACCAACUCAUAUGUCAGAUCAAAGAGUGAUCUCAAAGAGAGAAUCAUUUGGGUCAAGUCAGUUCGUUACUGCAGAUUCACCAACUCAUAUGUCAGAUCAAAGAGUGAUCUCAAAGAGAGAAUCAUUUGGGUCAAGUCAGUUCGUUACGACAGAUUCACCAACUCAUAUGUCAGAUCAAAGAGUGAUCUCAAAGAGAGAAUCAUUUGGGUCAAGUCAGUUCGGCACAACAGAUUCGCCAACUCAUAGGUUGGAUCAACGAGUGGUGAGAGAAUCACUUGGAUCCCAGGUGUCACAGCUUUUAAUAACAAAAGAUUCGCCAUCACAGGUGUCAGGUCAUCUACUGAAAGAAUCACUAGCUCAAGUGUCAGAUCACCAAAUUGGAAAAGCAGCGCUUUCAUCUCAGGUGUCUUUUCCUCAUUUGUCAAAACCAUCGCUUCACUCUGAAUCAUCAAUUCCUGUUGACAGAAAAGAAGAUCAUCCUAUCCCACAAGAAUCGGUUCAUCAUAUCCCCAAAGAAUCAUUUGGAUCUCAAGAUCAAAUACCAAAAAGACCGUUUGACUCUGUAGAGUGCAAUACCUUAAAUGAAUCGUUUGACACUUACGACCGUCAAGUCCCAAAGGAAUCAUUUGCAUCCCAAGUACCAUACUAUCAUACAAAUAAAGACUCAGAUGCAGCGGAAGAUACUUAUAGAACACCAAUAGGACUGGGUGCAAUUUCGCCAAAACUUAGUCAAACACCAGCAGAAUCGAUUGCAAUUAAGCCAAAACUUAGUCGAACACCAGCAGAACCAGCUGCAUUUACACCAAAAUAUAGUCUAACAACUGGAGAUUCGUCUGCAUGCGAUUCAAGAUAUAGUCGAACCAUAGGGGAAUCGUCUACACCUGGUCCAAAGCAUAGUCGAAGCCCAGCAGAUUUGGUGAUAUAUGAUCCAAUGCAUAGUCAAAUCCCAGUGGAGUCUUUUACAUAUGGUCCAAAGCAUAGUCGAACCCCAGGGGAAUCGUCUACAUAUGGUCCAAAGCAUAGUCGAAGCCCAGCAGAUUUGGUGAUAUAUGAUCCAAUGCAUAGUCAAAUCCCAGUGGAGUCUUUUACAUAUGGUCCAAAGCAAAGUCGUUCCCCAGGGGAAUUGUCUUUACGUGAUCGAAAGCAUAGUCGAACGCCAGGGGAAUUGUCUAUUCAUCAUCCAAAGCAUAGUCGAACCUCAGGGGAAUUGUUUACAUAUGGUCCAAAGCAUAGUCGUUCCCCAGGGGAAUUGUCUUUACGCGAUCGAAAGCGUAGUCGAACGCCAGGGGAAUUGUCUAUUCAUCAUCCAAAGCAUAGUCGAACCCAAGGGGAAUUGGCUGAAUAUAGACCAAAACAUAGUCAAACAUCAGUAGAAGGGCAAAGAUUUGAGCCAAUAUCAAGACAAACACCAGCCGAAUUGUUGAAAUCUCAAGCAUCAAGUCAACGUCUAGUAAAAGAAUCGAUGGCUUCACUGGCAUCAAGUCAGCGACUGUUGAACGAUUCGGUGUAUAAUCAAAAUGUUUAUGUGCCGACGAAAACUUCUCCACAUGAAUCCUCCCCUCAAAGGGUCAUAGUUCCAUCUGCCAAGGCCAAAGACAAAACCUCCCCUCGCAAGUCGCCAAAAUUCCGGUCACGGUCCCUGCCCUCGGGCCAGUCAGAUCGGUCUUCAAGGGGGAUAAAAUCAGUAUUCGGAGGAAGGUCUCAUUCUGCCGGGAAGGAGGGCCGAAGAUCCUGGUCGCCCCCGCCGAUCCCAGAAGUCUCGGAGAGCCUGGAAGAGGGGGCUAACAUUACAAGAGGGUUGUUUGCCACCAAACCUGGAGACAUGGACAAUCAGCACAUAUCAGUUGCGCCGAAGUUUCAGUUUGAGGAUGUAAUAAAUGGCUCAGGGCAGAAUAUUAUGGCUCCACAUAGGCCAUUCCCUGUGGAUUCAGCAACAUCUGAAGCGAGUGACCAAACAGCACUGUUUGGAUCACAAUACAUCACCCCUCAGGAUGUAGAGUCAAAUCAGACCAUCAGCUACAAUGCGGGGCAACAGAUGAUAGUAAAAUCUAUCUCCUCAUCUCCAGACAUAAAUGGACAUAAGAAAAAAUCACCGUCUGUUAAAGUUUCACGAGUCGGCCAGUACCUGAACACUUCUAAGCAGAAACAAAAGAAGAAAAAUAAACUAACCAAUCACAAAAUGUUCGAAGAUAGUUUCGAGGGUUUGAAUGACGCCAAGGAAGAGAGUUCACAACAAAUCACACAUAUUAGCUUGGCAGAAACUGGUUGUCAGCACAACAUGAUUCUGAUUGCUGAUGGAUUGUCUAUGCAGACUGGUAUGCUUCAAGUUGCAGCUCGCCGAGUCGUUGUUGUUGAUGAGGAUUUGAGCUUCUUUCAAGGCACACUUAUGGAUUCGGCAUUUGAAAUUAGUAAUGCCAUUACUGCUGGAGCUGAUGCUUACAUCAGGAGUGAAUCACUCGUUGGUAAUGGAACUCAAUUAGUGAGUGUUGUUGAUCUACAAGAUGGCAAUUGCUACAUCAAAAAGCAAGGAAUCUUACAGCCUGAUAUGGAGUACCCUCAAGAAGAAGACAAGCUAGUGAACAUGGAAUCAGAUCUGCGGCCGACAUUUUAUGACCUGGUUAAAAUGGGAUAUCAAGAAUUUUCAAAAGGUGAUUACGGCCAGAACAAAGCUUUACUAAUAAAUUCACCAAAUUUGACUGAAAUUAUUUCUGGGUAUGAAGUGAAAAACAUUGAACUGGAGAGAUCAUCAAGUCAUCAACAGUUUCCUCCUUUUGGGUCUGAAGGAGACACUAAUCCAAAUGAUUUUGAACAUUACAAUAACGGCGAACUACUGAAUCAACUUAACAUUUUGCCAUAUGAUCAUGAGGACACAGUUAAUGCAGGUGAUUUCUACUACGUCGACCCUGAAUCGGCAGAUGAAAAGCCACCUCUGGGGGAGUUUUCAGGCCAAAUCGACAAAGCUCCGAAAAAAUCUGCAAACCACAGGGAGGCUGUUGGGCAGGUUGAUCAUAAGGUCAAGAAAAGCAGCAAAAUCUACAGCAAUUCGCAGCAAGUAAUAAUCAGACCAGCGGAUUCACAGCAAAUGAUUAUUAGACAAGAGCCUAAGAGUUCAUUCAGGGAUACAAGUUCUCAGCAUAUUAUAAAUUCGCCUAAAAUAAGCGUGUCUGGUGUGGCCAGCAGAAUAUCUCAACUUGAUGAAUUGUCUAGCUGUUCAAGUGAAACACAACAGUUAAGCUAUUGUUCUUCAACCAGUGGAAGUGUCCAGCUAAUCCAGACUGAGAGACGAACGCCAGAGAUAGAAGUUCCCUUGCCAGUUGAGGCAGCUGAGCAAUUUGACAGCAAUGAUAGUGAUGAAGAAGAAUAUUACGUCUCAGCUACUGAUGAUGUGUUACCACAGAAUGAGCCAGAAGAGACACUACCAGAUGAAGAUAGCAUUGACAGUUUCAACUUAAUGGAUGAAGAGAAGGAAGCUUCCCCUCCAGAAACAGCUUUCGAGGUGGAGCGAGGAACUAACGUUAUGGCUCCUAUCACAUCUGAGGAAUCAUUACCCGAUGUAGUACAUGAUAAAUCUGUCCAAGGUGAGCCUAUAUUGGGGUCUUCCUCAUCAGAAACAAAUAUCAGAGAUCAUGAUUCACAGCAAAUGAUUGCAGAAAUAUCGAAAUCGUCACAAAACUUAAUUAUUCUCAAUAAUGCAAGCCCCAGAACUUAUCAUGUUAAUCAACUGCGAAAGAUUUCUCGACAUCAACCUAAAGAGUACAGGUUCAAGAUUGUAAAAAAAUAAAACG
This is a messenger RNA of Cimex lectularius (bed bug), 6727 nucleotides long. RefSeq lists its product as uncharacterized. The transcript is spliced from 122 exons. Lineage: Eukaryota; Metazoa; Arthropoda; Insecta; Hemiptera; Cimicidae. Bases 130 to 6723 code for a protein of 2197 amino acids. The record is from RefSeq and is a predicted model, not a curated record.